Molecule: messenger RNA, 1233 nt
Organism: Closterium sp. NIES-67
Lineage: Eukaryota; Viridiplantae; Streptophyta; Zygnematophyceae; Desmidiales; Closteriaceae
Source: the annotation of a GenBank genome assembly
CAUUUGCCGAUUAUUUCACAUCCGCAUUUUGCCGAUUUUAGGUAGCGAGCUUCGUGUUAGCGUCCGCUUUCCGGCUCGACCACCCUCCUAUCUCACCCUGUAGUUCGUCCCCUUGCUACUGGCGCCGCCUUGGACUCUUUCGCGUGAUAGUUGGAGGCACUUUUGCGAGGAAAUCGUCACUUAUCUCACGUAAAAGUGCCCCCCUGGCCCGCGCGCCCUUAGCCAGAUUCCCGCGCCACCAUGCAGCUCGCCUGGACUCCCGCCGCAAAAAGCGCAAAGAAGCGCAUGCGACGCGCCAAGGGCGGCGAGGCCGUCCUCCGCGCAUUCGGGGACCAGGAUGACGUGGCAGCAGCGUCUUCGCGUGGUGACCUGGCCGUCGCUGACGAGGCACGCGGGGAAGACGCCACGUGGAUCUCAGGCGAGACGGAACCGAGGCGAAAGACGAGAGUUGAGGAGACAGCGCAGCUCCAGCAAAGGGGAAACGCCUUCGCACAGGCGGGCGAUUUUCCUGCUGCUCUUGCCACGUGGGAUGCCGCCAUUGGCCUGUGUCCCCUGCCACGUCAGCGCGCGGUGCUAUUCGAGCAGAAGGCGCAGGUGCUGAUGGAGAUGGGGCGACUGUGGGAGGCCGUCCGAGCUGGCACAUGUGCCACAGAGAUCGCCCCAGAAUGGCACGACGCGUGGGUGACCCUGGCGCGAGCUCAGCUCAACUUCGGCGAGCCUCAGCUGGCUCAAGCCUCCUUCUCACACGCGCUGUUGCUGCAGCCUGGCAAUGCUGAGGCGCAGCAGGAGCUCAGGGAAGCCUCGCGAUUGGCUGUCAGGCAGCGCCAGCUGGCAGCAGCAGCUGCUGGCGGGGAUGCGGAGAUGGUGACACGUGUUGAAGUGGGGAUGGUGAGAGGUGUGCAUGGGGAUGGGGUACAGCAGCAGGCGCAGCAGCAGGAGCAGGAGGGGCAGCAGGAGGAGCAGGAGCGGCAGGGUAGAAACUUUGAGAGGGGACCUGACGUGAGAAUUCACGUGAGGGGGAAUAUGGAUGCUGGUGGUGCUUCCGCUGAUGGUCAUGAUGCUGUUGCUGCUCGUGAUGCUCUCACCAGUGUUGUUGGUGCUGCUGGACGUGGGGAGGAACAUACUGAAAUCCAUCGAGUAGAGUUGAGGUAGUAGAAUAGUAGCGGGAAUAUGGGAAUUAUAACAUAUACUGUGAAAUACACGAUUUGUGCUGAAGAAACACGCUCAAAUUUU